CGCGCCAGGAGAAAACAUGGCGUCGAAGGGACUCCGUCAGCGUAACAGACGGGGAAGCAAACAAGACGCCAGCAGCUCGGGUAGUCCGGCUGUCAACGAAAACCGGGCCUUAAAGGAUGAAAAAGGCGUCGAAGACAGUAAAACCACCGAGUCGAGAAAUGAGUCCUCCAGUAAGGCAGGUCAGGUUUGGGCUCCUGAAGGCUCCACUGCUUUCAAGUGCCUGGUGUCGGCUCGCUUCUGCGCCGCUUUGCUCAGCAACAUCUCCGACUGUGACGAGACCUUUAACUACUGGGAGCCGACUCACUACCUGUUGUAUGGGAAAGGGAUGCAGACAUGGGAAUAUUCCCCCGUCUAUGCCAUUCGCUCCUACGCGUACCUGUGGCUGCAUGCCCUUCCUGCGUGCUUUCAUGCCAAGAUACUUCAAACCAACAAGGUCCUUGUAUUUUACUUCCUCCGCUGUGUGCUAGCAUUCAUCUGUUGUGUGUGCGAACUCUACUUCUACAAGGCGGUCUGUAAGAAGUUUGGCCUGCACGUCGCCAGGCUCAUGCUAGCCUUCUUGGUUCUAAGCGCAGGGAUGUUCUGCUCCUCUGCAGCAUUCCUGCCUAGCACGUUCUGUAUGUACAGCACGGUGGUUGCAAUGACUGGCUGGUUCCAAGGGCGACCGAGUCUGGCCAUACUGGGCAUAGCAGCUGGCGCCAUUGUAGGCUGGCCCUUUAGCGCUCUGCUCGGCUUCCCCAUUGCGUUUGACCUCCUCUUGGUGAAGAAGAAAUGGAAAAGUUUCAUCACAUGGACACUAGUGGCCCUUGUGCUCUUUCUGGUCCCGGUUGUCGUGGUGGACAGUUAUUACUAUGGCAAGCUGGUGGUCGCACCUCUUAAUAUAAUACUCUACAAUGUCUUCACUCCUCAUGGGCCAGAUCUUUAUGGUACGGAGCCUUGGCACUACUAUUUUGUGAACGGGUUCCUCAACUUCAACAUUGUGUUUGUGCUGGCGCUGUUCUCACUUCCUCUCACUGCUCUCAUGGAGGGUCUGCUACAGCGCUUCAACGUGCAGAACCUCGGCCGUCCAUAUUGGCUCACCCUGUCUCCCAUGUACCUCUGGAUGCUCAUUUUCUUCACACGUCCCCACAAGGAGGAGCGCUUCCUGUUUCCCAUCUACCCCCUCAUCUGCCUGUGUGGCGCUGUGGCUCUUUCCUCUCUCCAGAAAUGCUACCACUUCAUGUUUCAGCGCUAUCGUUUGGAGCACUACACCAUCUCCUCCAACUGGCUGGCUCUGGCUUCCGUUGUUCUCUUUGGUGUGCUCUCUCUCUCCCGUUCGGUGGCUCUUUUCCGAGGUUAUCACGCUCCCCUGGAUUUGUAUCCCGAGUUCCAUCGCAUUGCCAAAGACCCGUCCAUCCACACGGUACCAGAGGGCCGGGCGGUGAGCGUGUGUGUGGGUAAGGAGUGGUACCGCUUCCCCAGCAGCUUCCUCCUGCCCAACAACUGGCAGCUCCAGUUCAUCCAGUCAGAGUUUAGAGGGCAGCUCCCGAAGCCCUUCGCCUCAGGCCUGGAUGCUACACGUCUCAUCCCGACGGAUAUGAACGACCAGAAUCUAGAGGAGCCAUCUCGAUAUGUGGAUGUGAAGCACUGCCACUAUCUGGUGGACCUGGCCACAGACAACGAAGCCCCACGAGAACCGCUCUACGCAGCUAACAAAGAUGAGUGGAGCAUCAUCGCAGAAAAACCCUUCCUAGAUGCUUCAAAGUCCUCCAGGUUCUACAGGGCGUUCUUCAUUCCGUUCCUAUCUGAGCAGUACACCAGUUAUAGCAGAUACGUCAUCCUGAAACCACGGCGAGCGAAACACAGCAGGAGACGAACACAGCCCUGACGCCUCAUCUAGUCGCUCAUCCUCAUUACGUUCCUUAUUUGCUUCUCCCUUUAGCAGAUUUACUGCACCUCUGGAAAAACAAUCUCAUUGUGUUUCAUGUGUGUGUGAGAUAUCAGCAUGGAAUCGUUGGAGCCAUUUUGCACACCGAUCAUCUUGCAUCAUUCGAUAUGACAUCUUUCAUCACAGAUCCCUCCAUUUUCCUUCACACCACGCUGUAUCUUUCUGAGCAGAGGAUCAUUUGCUCAACAGCCCCUUUAAGGAUCUUUGAAUUAUUCUCCCUGUGCAUGUCCAUGUAGUAUCGACCUGGUCUUGGACAAUGAACUGAACUCGUCUCAGGUCUUGGGUAACGUCCAUAGUUUUGUUGCAAUUCGGUCAGUGUGCCGUAUACAUACAUGGGCUUGUGUGUCCUGUCCCUUCUCCAGCAGAGGAAGAAACAACACCCAGUGUUCUGAUUGCUCUGAUCAGUGGGAUGUCAGUAUCAGUGAUGUCCUGGGGGGGAGGAGGGGGGCAUCAUCUCAGUGUUCAGUGUGUGAUCAAGUCAAAUAAAGAACAUCUUGUUGAA
Messenger RNA from Neoarius graeffei (lesser salmon catfish), 2426 nucleotides. It is a transcript of the gene alg9, whose product is annotated as ALG9 alpha-1,2-mannosyltransferase. Gene Ontology annotation, molecular function: alpha-1,2-mannosyltransferase activity. Lineage: Eukaryota; Metazoa; Chordata; Actinopteri; Siluriformes; Ariidae. The record is from RefSeq and is a predicted model, not a curated record. Gene Ontology annotation, biological process: protein N-linked glycosylation. Gene Ontology annotation, cellular component: endoplasmic reticulum membrane. The transcript is spliced from 15 exons. Bases 17 to 1864 code for a protein of 615 amino acids.